AAUCAUAUAUAUAUGAACUUUGGCCUUCCCUGGCGGCAUCCGAAACAAUUCUACACCGGCGAGAAAUUCGGAGGAAAAAAAAUCAAAAUUUUCUCGAGAAAAUCUCUGGAGUUCGUCGGAGAGAAAUCUUGAGGAGUCGAGUUUUCAUCGAUCUGUUUGGCUCUCGAGUUUCGACGAGAGAGAAAGGAGAGUGCACCGAUCAAUGGUGUUGCCUGGUGAGAGAGACUACAUGGAGACAGGGCAUGAGAGAUCGAAGACUCUCCACAAUUUCACGCUCCCGAACUUGAAGUGGGGGAGUCAGCGACAUCUCAGGUGCAUGAGGGACGAUUCGGAGAGCGGCGGCGGUUCCGUCGAUCACCGGCUCCGGCGCCGAUCUUCACCUCUGAAACUUGAGACCUCGUCCGAGGUGAUUCCGGUUCGGUUCAGAGACGGUGACCGGCGUAGCAACGACCAGAACCGGCGAUUGAGGUUGGUUUCGUCGAGAUCGGCGGAGAACGGAAGCGAAGAAGGGAUCGAGGAGUUCAGGGAGAAGAUCAUGUCGGAUCUGAGGACGGUGGCGGACAAGAUGACGGAAUCGAUUUUCAGGAAAGAAGCUUUGGGCUGCGGAGAGGAGGAAGAGCAGAGAGACGGCGUCGGCCGAGAGAAGGGGAGACGGAAGGAGAGACAAGAGGAGAAGCAGAAGGAGAGGGAGGUUUCCGCGGUAACGGCAGCGGCGGCGGCGGCGGAGGUGAAACCGUGGAACCUACGGACGAGGAGGGCGGCGUGCAAGGCGCCGACCGGAAACAGCAACGGAAGCCAGUACAAUGGCUUCAAUCACCACAACAAAGGGUUGAAGAUUGAGGAGAGAAGUGUGAAUCCAUCGCCAUUGAUUAACGAUUCGGCAAAGUCGCCGAGGGUGAGGGAGAGAGGCGGAGCGACGGCGGCGGCGGCGGCGGUGUCGGGAGCCGACACGAAGGAGCGACCAAAGUUCUCGGUGCCAUUGAAGAGGAAGGAGAUCGAGGAGGAUUUCAUGGAGGUCAUGGGUCAUCGACUUCCUCGCCGUCCCAAGAAGCGUCCCAGAACCGUUCAGAAACAAUUGGACUUCUUGUGUCCCGGUCUGUAUCUGACAGAGGUCACGCUCGACACCUACAAGGUUCCAGAGCCGGUAGAGAAUGGAAAGAGAUGACGAGAUGAGGUCAGAUUCCGUUCGGUUGCUUACACUGGAAAGAUCUGAUGGAAAAGAAAAAAAAGCCGAAGCUCGUGAAUUCUGGUGCUGCUGCUAGUUCGUUCAUGUGCUUUGAACUGCUAAUUUUGUUUUGCUAAGUAUCUUUUUCGUUCAGUAGUUUUCUUCCCCAAAUGGAUGAAUAACCUGUACAAAAGCUAUGGGACGACUAGUUCUUGUUUCGAUUUCAGGAACUGUGUUUUAUAAAUCAGUGAAAAAGCUCAUUCCUUUCCA
Molecule: messenger RNA, 1435 nt
Organism: Tarenaya hassleriana
Lineage: Eukaryota; Viridiplantae; Streptophyta; Magnoliopsida; Brassicales; Cleomaceae
Exons: 3
Coding region: 203-1165 (320 amino acids)
Source: RefSeq, a predicted model, not a curated record